Branchiostoma floridae (Florida lancelet) is the source of this 697-nucleotide messenger RNA. Its product is annotated as ephrin type-A receptor 8-like. Gene Ontology annotation, molecular function: protein binding; transmembrane-ephrin receptor activity; ATP binding. Lineage: Eukaryota; Metazoa; Chordata; Leptocardii; Amphioxiformes; Branchiostomatidae. The record is from RefSeq and is a predicted model, not a curated record. Gene Ontology annotation, biological process: protein phosphorylation; axon guidance. Gene Ontology annotation, cellular component: neuron projection. The annotation marks the transcript as partial. The transcript is spliced from 6 exons.
AAACAUGAUGGAAAGUUCCAGGUUACCCAGCUGGUGGGGAUGAUCAGGGGUGUGGCCUCAGGCAUGAGGUACCUGUCAGAGAUGAACUAUGUACACAGGGACCUGGCAGCCAGAAACGUGCUGAUAAACUCCCAGCUGGUGUGUAAGGUGUCUGACUUUGGGCUGUCCAGAGUGCUGGGAGACGACCCGGAUGCAGCCUACACUACAAACGGAGGAAAGAUCCCCAUCAGAUGGACGUCCCCAGAAGCCAUCGCUUUCAGGAAGUUCACAUCAGCCAGCGACGUGUGGAGCUAUGGGGUCCUGGUGUGGGAGGUGAUGUCAUACGGGGAGCGGCCAUAUUGGAACUGGUCCAACCAAGAUGUGAUUAAGUCAGUGGAAGCUGGGUACAGACUACCCCCUCCUAUGGACUGUCCCCAGGCCAUCUACCAGCUGAUGACAGACUGCUGGGAGCGCGAGAGGAAUGCGCGGCCCAAGUUCACGCUGAUUGUGGAGAGGGUGGACAGGAUGAUCAGGAACCCGGCCGUGCUCAAGGUGCUGGCUCAGCCCAGACCGAUGCAGCCAUCGUUCCAGCCCGUGUUACCCACCGUGCCCCAGUGGCUGGACAGUAUGAAGAUGGGGAGAUACCGGGACAACUUCACCAACGGGGGGUACUCCUCCAUGGACCUGGUCAUGAAGAUGAACAUCAGGGAUCUACAAG